AGGAGAUUCAAUCUCCGCAAUGGCGUCUGGUACCCCACCUAGAGUUUUCCACUUCAAGCUGGUGCUUCUUGGAGAUGCCUCAGUUGGAAAGUCUUGUCUGGUUGUCAGAUUUGCCAAAGGAGAGUUCUAUGAGUACCAGGAGCCCACGAUCGGUGCAGCUUUCAUGACCCAGACUGUUAGUCUCAGCACAGAGGUCGUCAAGUAUGAGAUAUGGGAUACAGCUGGGCAGGAGCGAUACAAAAGCCUUGCUCCAAUGUACUACAGGGGCGCUGCAGCCGCUGUGAUUGUAUUUGACAUCACAUCUCGGGAGUCAUUUGAUGCAGCAAAAUCUUGGGUGGCGGAGUUGCAAAACACGGACACCCUGAUUGCACUUGCGGGGAACAAGUCAGACUUGGAGGCAAGCAGAGCAGUGGACAAAGAAAUGGCCAAGAACUAUGCCGACCAGAUGGGAAUCCUCUACAUGGAGACCUCUGCGAAGAGCGGGCAGAAUGUGAACGAACUUUUCCACGAGAUUGCAGUUCGCUUGCCCAAGCAAUCGCAGGAGGAUGAUAAUUCAAGAGGCUUUGCAGUUGGCAGCCAGGGUGGAGCAGCCGGCUCAACUGGCUGUGCUGCUUGUUAGGGCUACGCGCAUUUCCUCAAAGAAGAUUUUCAUGACCACUUUCACGAAAAAUACAGCCAGAGAAGAGAACAGAGAUUCAUCUUGGUUAUCCUUUGCUAGCAUUCGAC
This is a messenger RNA of Cladocopium goreaui, 726 nucleotides long. Lineage: Eukaryota; Dinophyceae; Suessiales; Symbiodiniaceae. The record is from the annotation of a GenBank genome assembly.